AUGGGGUUUCCGGUCGAUGGGGAGGAUGAGGACGACGCGCUCGCGAUGGGGAUGGGGAUGGGCGUGGGCGUCGGUAUAGGCGUGCGGAGCCGGGAGGAGCGGGCGGAGAUGGCGGGGUUGAAGGAAAGGUUUAAUGGGUGGGUCGAUGUUGCUGUUGCGAUGGGCAAGUCCCAGGUGCUGCUGAUCAAGGCGUACAACGACGCGAGCGCGUUCGUGCCGUACAUCAAGGACACGGAGGUCUGUGCGGGUGUUAUCAACGCACUGGCCGAGCGCGGCCAAGACUCGAUCCUCGAAGCGCUCGACGCGCUCGACGCGUUCGCCAAGGCGCAGCGGAAGCGCGAGGCCGCGAUCAAGGCGAAGAGGGAGAGGGAGGCGAGGGCGGCGGCGCAGAAGGCUGCUUCUGGCGCUUCGGGGUCGGGAGCGGGAGCGGGAGGUGCUUCGGGAUCUGGGGAGGCGGGGCCGAGUUCGGGUGCGGGGCCGUCUGGAUCUGGUGGAAGUGGAGGAGGCGGUGCGAAGAAAAAGACUACGCGAUCUUCGACAUCCGCUUCAACAUCCACCCACCCCCACACGCACACUCAUACGCACAACCACCCGCCCCUCCCAAUCCCCGUCAUAUUCGGCGGGACGACGCCCGCUGGCGGAUGGGGGUUCGUCGCGGGGCAGGCGCCGGUGCAGGGGGAGGAGAGCGAUGAUGAUGACGAUGAGAUGCCGGCUUUGGAGCCUAUUGGUGGCGCGGCGUCGGCUUCUGCGACUGGAAGCGCUGGGGUUGCGACGGCGAAUGCAGCGGGAGCGGGCGGAGGUGCGGCUGGUACGGCGGCAGGAGGAGCUGCAGGAGGAGGUGGUGCUGGUGCGGGAGGGGGAGGCACAACGACGACGACGACGCACAUCCACGUCCUCAAUCCCCACGCGAACGCCUUCGAGCCCGGCGGCGGCGGAUUCGGGCUCGGCGCCGGUCCUACGCCUCACCCUCAUACCGCUCAGCACACCCAUCACGCACACGCACACCACGCCCACCACCUCGCGCACGGCCAGCAUCAACAUGCGCACGCCCACGCACCCCCUCCCGCGGGCCAGAACCCGCUCACAGCAGCCCUAAGCGCGAUGUUCGGCCUCGCGAUCAACCAGACGCUUAACGGGCUCGCUGGCGGGUCUGAUGACGAGGAUGGGGAGGGGGAGGGUGGGGAGAGUGAUAGUAGUGGGGAGGGGCCGCCGGGGCUUAUGCCUGCUGAGCGGGAUGGUGAUAGUGAUGGGG
Peniophora sp. CBMAI 1063 is the source of this 1252-nucleotide messenger RNA. NCBI's taxonomy places the organism in Eukaryota, Fungi, Basidiomycota, Agaricomycetes, Russulales, Peniophoraceae. The record is from the annotation of a GenBank genome assembly.